AUGGGCACCUUCAUAAAACCAAGAAAACGCAGCGAGCCUCGUGGCAAGGCCCGGAGGCUCGCGACGGAGCCAUGUGAUGACAGGAGCCUCGCUUCUCAAAAAGUGCCCGAAUUACUACAGCAUUCGGUGAACUCGAAAACCGUCAUGGAGCUCGACACCGCCUUGGGCUCGUCAUACGCAACGUGUGGCCGUCUAGCCUACGACAUGGGGCUUUACCAGUCAUCUGUGGCCAAUUUCGCAAAGAGCCUGGAGAAAACGCCCAACGACGCCAGCGUUUUGGUCGAUUUUGCUCGAGCACUCGGUGCUCAGUUCAACGAAGAAAAAAUCGUCGUCUCCACGCUCAUCGAAGCUCUCCAGCGAACCCCGGACUUUUCUGAUGAUCGCAUUUGGGCGCAGCUCGCCAUGUCCUAUUUCGUUCUUCAAAAGCCAGAAGACGCUUUCCAAAGUGUGUCUCGAGCCAUCGCAGCGCAGGAAAUCCGCGGCGUCAAGGGCGCAGAUCUUUGGCUUCUUCAAACGCGCAUACUCUUGCUGUGGAUGGACUCAGAUGGGAAAAUGGGUCUCGAAACCCUUACUCCGUACUUUUUAGGAGCUGUGCAGGUUGCAAUCGACUCCGAAGACACGACAAAAGAGCUUCAGGCCAGAAUUUCUCUAGCACAGCUAUACCAUAGAUUUGCAUGCUAUACAGAAUCUCAAACAGAGGUGUCUCGCGCAUUUGUGCUCAUACGAAAUUGUCCGACGUUUGAUUUGCCCAAUCCAAUUGGGGUCACCGCGCUUUGUUACCUUUACAAUUUUAUGUGCAUUAUUCAGUUCAAGUUGAACCAAAAGACGAACGCUUACAGCAUUCUUCAUGAAGCGAUGAGCAUACUCCCGCAGGUUUCGGGCACCUCCCGCCUAUUGGCCACCUUGACUCAAUUCUACAUGAUUGAUGGGGAUCUUACAAGCCUCAAGGCACUUAUACCGGCAUUGAUAUUAGAGAAAAACUGCCUUGCCGCGAACGACCGCAUCAGAAAAUAUCUCUUCAACUGGUCUUUAGGCAGAAUUUUCGACAUGCUCGAUGACACGAAGCAGAGCUAUGAAUUCUAUCAGCUUGCAGUCAACUGCAAACCUCAAUCUGCAUCCUUAUGGAUUGGAAUAGGCUCGCUUUACUUGCGAAUGCGUCAGUUCGAGGACGCUCAUAUUGCAUUUUCACACGCUUUAAACUAUGCCUCCAAACUAGAAAACUUUGAGCAUCCAUUUCUCCUGCGAUUUAAUCGCUUAUUUGCUGCAUUCGCUUGGGUUGGGCUAUCCCAAGUGUUUGUCGCUACAUUCCGGAAGCAGAGCGCCUUAGACGCCCUUCGACGAGCGUCUGUAUUGUUCGCCUCUGAAGGUGAUCUUGUCCACGCCAGACAAAUCGACAAAAUAUUCAACGACGUUCUAGCGUCCAACAAUCAAAACCCCGCCUAUAUUAUUAUGAAUGUUCCGCCUCAAAUUUUGCUAGAACUUUUCCUCUAUUAUGAUUCCGGGGUUUUCUCUGCGGACUUGCGCCCUCCAGAGGUGUCAAAACUUCCAUCUUGUGAGCCUGCCUCACACAUGAUGCCCGCUAUGAUCCACUAUCCCCCAAUCGCUACAGCCUUGAGCUACUCGCCUUUACCAGUCGCCCCGACUCUUGUACCACCACAGGUUUUUCAAGAACUUAAUCAAAGGUGCAUGAACCCUUCGGGCACUUUUUUGGCAUGUCAACCUCCCAUCGGCCCUCAAAAAUUUGAAGUCCAAGUUCCAAUCGUCAAUAGCCCAUAUCGCACGGGGUCCUCAGUUGACAUCCUGGCGAACCAAAAUAUACCCCUUCACGGUAUUUCAAAAUCGUGA
Molecule: messenger RNA, 1845 nt
Organism: Lachancea meyersii CBS 8951
Lineage: Eukaryota; Fungi; Ascomycota; Saccharomycetes; Saccharomycetales; Saccharomycetaceae
Source: the annotation of a GenBank genome assembly